Messenger RNA from Rhizopus microsporus ATCC 52813, 557 nucleotides. Its product is annotated as C2-domain-containing protein. Gene Ontology annotation, molecular function: calcium ion binding. Lineage: Eukaryota; Fungi; Mucoromycota; Mucoromycetes; Mucorales; Rhizopodaceae. The coding region runs from base 32 to 484 and encodes 150 amino acids. The record is from RefSeq and is a predicted model, not a curated record. The transcript is spliced from 3 exons.
UCUUUCUCUCCUUAUUUUUCCUUUAACUUAUAUGUCUGAAACAAUUAUUCGUGUUGGUAUAAUAAGAGCAAGAAACCUGGCAGCAGCUGACAAAACUGGAUUCUCAGAUCCUUAUGUUGUGCUUAGAGUAAACCAUAAGAAAUACAAGACAAAAGCGAUCGAACAAACAUUGGAUCCAGAAUGGAACACACACUUUGACAUCAAAGUAGCUCCUAAAAAGACACCAACCUUACUGUCCUUCACUGUUUGGGAUAAGGAUACUUUUGGUAGAGACUUUUUAGGAGAACUGACGAUACCAUUUAAAAAUAUAUUUGACCGAAAUGCACAGGGACUCUCUGAUGGAGUGCCGAGAAAUUAUAAUGACCCUUUAAAUUAUGAAGCUUAUUACACAUUAAGUAAAAGAAGUGAAAGGAACAACGUUUCUGGUGAGAUCUGUCUGAAGUUUGGAUUUUAUGAAGAACAUAUUGGUGAUCCUAAACGGUAAGAGAGAGAUUUAUAGUAGAGCAAAUUGAAGUUAUAACGCUAUGUAUUAUAGUUAUGCUGAUGCUUGGGAGCUA